AUGGUCAAUUUUGUUGCUCGCAAAGACAACCCACCCACAUAUGACGUUGCUGUUGGAUCCAGUACAGGAUCAACUGCUCCACCACCACCAGCGUCUCCCACCCUCAAGUCCAAGGACACCCCAUAUCCUCAGCCGCCUCUGCAACCACAGCCACAUAAUGGGAUGUUCAUCGCACCAGCGCUAGGCCCUGGACCUGCGGUGUACAGGUAUCACAAUCCCCGAACGGGCGAAGUCGUUUCGUCUCUCUUGCCCCCAGAUCAUCCUGAGAUGGUAUGCCUGCAGCAAGGACACAUCAUCCAAACCCAGUACGGUGUCCUUGGUAUACUAGCUGCCGUAUUCUGGUUCCCGCUCGGAAUUGCUCUCUGUCUGCUCGACAAGCGCACCAAGUGCGAGAGAUGCGGUCUUGUGAUAGACGACGGAUGUUUCUAA
Messenger RNA from Rhizoctonia solani, 429 nucleotides. RefSeq lists its product as uncharacterized. The transcript has 3 exons. NCBI's taxonomy places the organism in Eukaryota, Fungi, Basidiomycota, Agaricomycetes, Cantharellales, Ceratobasidiaceae. The record is from RefSeq and is a predicted model, not a curated record. Bases 1 to 429 code for a protein of 142 amino acids.